AUGAGUCAGCGCAAAAGAGUGUGUCAUAGUCAUACUAUAAAUGGGAACUCUUACACUACUCUAAACAUUAGUUGUGUGAUAGAUUGGGUGCUUUUCUGAGUCCUGUUUACAGCUUGAGUGUUUGGGAUAGCCAUGAAAUUACUCUCCGAGUCCACCUCCUGCUUGUUAUUUUUAUUUUUAUUGGUGGAACUUCCUGUCUUAGCAAUGUCUCAUCCAGCCCCAGGGAGAAAUCACAAAGACGUCCUGACCAUGCUGUUUCAGAAAAUGCGCCAGCUGAAUAUUGUAGUGCAAGGAGUCACGCACCACUUUGACAACAGUUUACCCAGUAAACACAAUCUUACCUCACUGCCUUCUCUACACUUCAGUAGAAAAGACUUAGUAGCAGAAAAGGCAAAUAGCACCAUAAAUCAGCUAUCUUCAGGCCUCCACUUAUACAAGUUGCACUUUGAUUGGCUGCUGUACUGGUACAACCAAUCAGGGCUGGCAUCAAAUCAAAUCAAGGAAAUUUCUGAGGAAAUCCAAUCUAUCAUCAUGCUUGUCCAAAGACAGACAGAUACUCCUGCACAAAACACUUCUCUCUCCCUACCUACUCUUACAUCUGCCUGGGAAAUAUACGGGACAUCUGCAGUAAUUCACAAGAAACUACUGGUCUUCUCUGACUUGUAUAUUCGAGCUCUAUGGGUCCUGAAGUCUUAUGCAAAAACGGAGGCCAUGCGAACAACAGAAGACACAUGCAAGCUCAACGAAGAUAGAUUUUCAACUGUGAGAAUGCUUGACAGUGGCCAGUUAUUUCUACCUUUGCUUAUAUUCUUAUUUACUUUGUCUAUUUAUAUUUUUGUAUGUUUUGGUACAUGUGUAUUUAAUAUUUAUGUGUAUUUAUUGAAAAAUUUUGAAAAAUGAAGUAUUUUUUGUUUCUGAGAAAGCACUUUAUAGGAUGUUGUU
Messenger RNA from Silurus meridionalis, 942 nucleotides. RefSeq lists its product as uncharacterized. Gene Ontology annotation, molecular function: growth factor activity; cytokine activity. The coding region runs from base 133 to 900 and encodes 255 amino acids. The record is from RefSeq and is a predicted model, not a curated record. The transcript has 5 exons. Gene Ontology annotation, cellular component: cytoplasm. Gene Ontology annotation, biological process: positive regulation of cell population proliferation; positive regulation of MAPK cascade. Lineage: Eukaryota; Metazoa; Chordata; Actinopteri; Siluriformes; Siluridae.